GACAAGGAGGGAGGAUUGGUUGCCGCUAUCCCUCAGGUCUUCACGAAAUCGGCUCACUUGUUGUGUAUAUGGCACAUAAAGCGGAACAUUGAAGCUAAGAUGAUGGAUUUGGGGAUACCACAAGAAGUUGCUCGAGGAGUGGUACAUGGUUCUUGGAAGAAGGUGAUGGAAGCCACCACGCCACAUGCUAUGAUUGAGGAAUGGGAAAAUUUCAAAAAUGGAUUUUGGGGGAGGAAUAGUAAGUUGAUAGAAUACUUGGAUCGUGAGUGCUUGGAGCAUAAAGAGAAGUUGGCUUGUGCUUACACUAACAAUAUUUUUCAUAUUGGUAACACAAGUACGAAUAGGGUUGAAUCGGCUCACUCGACUCUUAAAGCUUGGUUAAACACUUCGACUGGGGAGUUUAUACAUUAUUUUUAUCAUGGCAUGCUAGCAUUGGGGGGCAAGUGAUCGAAAUUAGGAAAGAGCUAGAGACAUGUCGAACAAAGACAUUCAAAGGAUCCUAUGGACCACCCUACGUCGUUAUAAGGGGAAGUGUAAGCCUAUAUGCGCUUGAGUUGAUGUUUGUAGAGGGAAAGAAGACUCCGUCAGAAUGUGAUUGUGUGAUUGGGAGGACACAUGGGCUCCCAUGCAGUUGUCGAAUCAACUCCUUUAAAGGAGCGGGAGACCAUUUUCAGAUAACACACUUGGCACCAUUCUGGUCUACUUUGGACUAUGCUAACCCUCAUGAUGCAAGACGGUUCGAAGACAAUGACGCCAAUGAUCUUCAGAUUUUUCAUGAUCUAGUGGCUGAGGUGUGUAGACGUGGUCCAUCUGCAGUUCGAGCAGCCAAGGUCGCAUUAAUGAGCCAGCUUUACCCCGAAGAGGAAGGCCUUAGGGAGCCACGAGUGUCUACGAAGGCAAAAGGUCGGCCACCUAAAAGGGAAAACGCUCGUGAUCCUUCUUGGCAUGAGCACGCCGCCGCACGUCAAGGUAGAAGGAGCACAAGGAGGAAGAUAUCAACCUCAGAUGAUACAGUAACAGGUGCCCCGAAGGAUGCUACCAUCCACAAAAAGAGAAAAGCAACAACCUCAGAUGUUACAGGUGGCCCGAAAAGGGAUCCCAUGACCAAGAUUGAUGGAGUGAAUGUUUUUCCUUACUUUCGCUUCAUCCCAGAAAGUGUCAGAGAUCGAUGUCUUGGUUGGUGGGGCCAUGCUCCUGAUGGACAUUGCGGAUUUCGAGCUCUUUCACAUGCACUUCAUGGAGAUGAGGAUCACCACUUGUGGGUGAGAAAGGCUAUUAUAGAUGAAGUCAUGUCGAUCCAACAAUCCAAGCCAGGGGUAGCUCGCCCUAGCAAUGUGUUGGUGUUGUGUAACACCGACAACCAUUGGGUGCGCCUUGACUUUGAGGAGGAUUCAAUACCAAUGCCUCCAUUCACCUUCCUGUGGACCCAUUUCCGUGACAAAAUGAGUACUCAAGGGUGGGAGCAGUUGUUCAAGGACGAGCGAGAUCUUUACUUCGCACUUGGGGGUCAUCAUGACUAG
Linum tenue is the source of this 1520-nucleotide messenger RNA. Lineage: Eukaryota; Viridiplantae; Streptophyta; Magnoliopsida; Malpighiales; Linaceae. The record is from the annotation of a GenBank genome assembly.